CUUUGUUUUAGUAAUAUAAUAGUAAAAAAGGUAUAAAAAAAAUUAAAAAAAAGCAUAAACAGAUGAUCUGCAAUUAUCCUAUGUACUAAAGAAAUAUGCUGAAUGUCAUCUGGACAAUUUCUCUAGUGCAUUAAUAGACUUAGUAUGUUGUCAGCAAAAGCACAAUACACAUUAUCCUAAAGAUUUUAAUUAUAAUAACGUGGUGACGAUUUGACAAAGAUUUGUGAUCCUUCUAUAGUAAUUAAUAUUCACAAAAGAUAAAAUAAGAUUUAAAAUGAAAAUGUUUUAUCGAAUCACUUAGCAAAUUAAAAAUGGAGCUUGAUCUGGCCACACAGUUUCGACAAGUUCUUUUAAUUCCGAAAGAUCGCAGGAGCAAUGCUCACAUCGAUAUGAUUUACACACAAUUGCGUGAAAUUCAAGUGGUGUCGCAACUUCCUGAAUCUGUAAUACGCUUAAUGGCACUUCAUUCUCGGUAUGAAGUUCAUGAAUCUAAUGAACAGUUAUACUGUGAGGGUGAUGUUGCCCAUUGUUGGUAUAUAUUAUUAUCUGGAUCAGUGUUUAUAGAAAGAAUUGAUAAAAUGUAUCUACCUGGAGAAAGCUUUGGACAAAAAACGAAAAGUGGCAGAAGAGACGCUGAUUGUUUCAUAUUGGAACAAUCAGAAAUGAUUGUUAUUGAUUACCAUAUAGAAGAUCAAACACUGAACCGAAGAAGUCGUCCAAUGUCAUUUGACCCCACUAUGGAGUAUUACAGAGAUGAUCGUGGAUCGUCAGCAGAUAUGCAGCAGUUAAAAGAAGUAUUUAACAAAUCAGAGCAUCAAACUUCUACAAACAAACCAGCUAAUCAAUGGAUAUCUUCUAGUGUUGAAAAUCUUGAUGAUUCUGAUUUUGACUUGUCUGGAAUAAAAGAAAGUAACGAUGUUAAUAUGGAUUCAGAUGAUGAAAUUUUACCAAAUGAGUCUGCUGCUGUUCGUGAUAUUGUCCGUGAUUGCUUAGAAAAAGAACCUGGUGAAAGAACAGAAAAUGACAUAAAUAUACUUAUGGAUUUUAUGCAGCGACUUCCAGCAUUUAACAAGUUGACACACAAUAUCAAAGUAGAGAUGUGUAAAGUGAUGGUCUUUGCUGUUGUUGAUGAAGCAGGAGCCAUUGUUAUGUCAGAUGGUGAAGAGAUGGACUCUUGGUCAGUAAUACUUAAUGGAUCAGUAGAAAUUUUGUAUGAAGAUCAACCGCCUAAAACACUUCAUCUAGGAGAUUCCUUUGGAGUUAAAACAACACAAGAGCAAAUGUUUCAUAAAGGUGUAAUGAAAACAAGAGUAGAUGAUUGCCAAUUUGUUUGCAUUGCCCAAAAUGAAUACUGGAGAAUAUUUUCUCACGGUGAAGCAAGCUGUAGAAAGGUUGAAGAGGAAGGUGAAGUUGUUAUGGUUACAGAACACCGUGUUCAAGAUGGGGGUAGCAGACAGGGUCAAGUUGUUAUUAAGGGUACUCCCGAGAGACUUUUAGAUCAUUUAAUGGAAGAUCACUCUGUCAUUGAUCCAACUUACGUUGAGGAUUUCCUUUUGACUUAUGUUGUGUUUUUCAAUAAAUCACAUGAUAUUGCUUCAAAAUUACUUAAGUGGUUUGAGCGUCCUCAACUAAAAGAUAAGGUAACUAGAGUUAUGCUUCUUUGGGUUAACAACCACUUUUCAGACUUUGAGGGAGAUGUCUUUAUGGAAUCUUGUUUGGAACGUUUUGAGUAUUUAUUAGAAGCGAAAAAAAUGCUUGGACAACUGCGUCUUCUAAAUAUGGCUUGCUCUGCUAAGUCUAAACCUCGAAUUAUUAAUUUACAAAGACUUUCUAAAGAGACUCAUUUAGAUUUUUCAAUAUGCGGUGGUCGAGAAAAAGGUUUUCCAAUUUUUGUUUCAAAAGUCAACUAUGAUUCUAAAGCAGCUGAAUUAGGACUUAAGCGAGGUGACCAAAUUAUAGAAGUGAAUGCUCAAGCUCUUGAUCAAUUCAGUUGUUCAAAAGCAAUAGAUUUCCUUAUGUCAAAUGCCCAUUUAUGUUUAACAGUUAAAACAAAUACAAUUGGUUUCAAAGAAGUCAUACAACCAACUGCAAAAAAAACUCAAUCUAGUCAUGGAAGUUUAGAUGAAACAGUGCUUAGUCAACAAAUUGGUGCAUUAGAUCUUAGAGUUUCUAACAAUAAACUUGGGACUUCUACAAUUAGUAGGAGCUCCUCUGAUGUUAAUAAUGUUAAAGGUAACAAAAAAGCCAAGAACUUUUCUGAUAUGACUGAUAGUUUGGCAUCCAUCUCUGGCAGUUCUACUCUUCCUAAAAAUAGUAAGCUAAAACGAGCUAUGCUGAAGUUUAGUUUCAUGCCUAGAUCACCAAGUGAAAGAGAGCUUAACAAGUUAGAUUACCAAGAUAGUACUCAACCAUUCACUAGAUCUUUUACUAAACCUUCACAAGAUUCACAUAACCAAACAAAUGCAGAUGAUAACCAUUCUACAGAUGAUGAAUAUGAAGAUACAGUUAUUAAGGUUUAUCGUAGUGAUCAUACUAGCAAGUUUUUUAUUCUAAGAAAAGAUACCAUUGCUAAGCAAGUUGUAAUUAGUGCUUUGGAAGCUUUCGGAAUCACAGAUUAUGCUAGCAAAUCUUAUUUCUUGUGUGAAGUAACAGUAACUGAAGAUGGUCUUAUUAAGCAAAAGCGCCUUCCUGAGAAAACAAGUAACCUUGCAUCUCGAAUUUCUCUUAAUAGCAGGUAUUAUAUCAAAGCUAGCAUUUCUGAAGGACCGAUUUCUGAUGAAGUAGCUCAGGAAAUUGCUAGGGAAGCAAAUUUUAAUUUGCUUCAACUUACUCCAUUAGAUGUUGCUAAAGAAUUAACAUUGCAGGAUUUUGAUCUUUUUCGAAAUGUUGAUUCCAGAGAAUAUAUUUAUAAUUUAUUUGAAUCCAAUAAUGAAAGAAAGUCGAAAAAUUUGAGAUGUGUUGAGCAGACCACCAACACUGAGAUGUUUUGGGUGAUUAGUGAAAUUUGUCUAGAAUCAAAUAUUGCAAAGCGUGUGAAAUUGUUAAAAUAUUAUAUCAAAGUAGCGAAAUACUGCAAAGAUUUUAAAAAUUAUAACUCCAUGUAUGCCGUUAUAAGCGGCUUAGCUAAUACUGCUAUUUCGAGAUUAAAGCAUACUUGGGAGAAACUUCCUCAAAAACAUGAAGAUAUGUUUCAGGAUUUGUUAGAUCUCAUGGAUCCAUCACGAAAUAUGUCAAAAUACAGAAACAUGUUUACUGGUGAACAGUGUUAUCCUCCUAUCAUACCUUGGUUUCCAAUUGUGAAAAAAGACAUGACUUUUUUGCAUCUUGGAAAUGAUACCCAUGUUGAUGGUCUUGUUAAUUUUGAGAAACUUCGAAUGAUAGCACGUGAAGUGCGUAGAGUCUGUAAGUUCUGUGCAAUUGGUUAUGAUCCAUAUAAAAUGGAGACAUUACAAGACAAUCCUGGAGAAAAUAAUGUUGCAUUAUCUGUUGUAAGUAUCAUGACUGGUGCUCCUAAUCGGCGUAGUGGAAGAGGAUUUGUUAAAGAUCCGAAGAAAACUUAUGAAGAAAUUCAAACAAGUCGUAAAAUUCGCCAAUAUCUAGAGAAGUUAUCUUCUAGACAUUAUACUGAAAAAGAAUUGAUAGAAAUGUCAUAUAACUGUGAACCUCCAUUGACUUUAACUGCACCUGGAGUCUCACAACGUAGUCGUAGCAAACCGCCACCGUUAACAAAUUCAAAUAAAAGUGCAGAAGAUAAAUCUGAAAGCUCUCGUACAAACUCAGUAUCAUCUCUAGAAUCGACAGUAACCAGCAAUCAACCCCCUCGAAGAAAAUUACCAACACCAACUUCAAGUACUACUAGUGCGGAAACUUCAAGUUUACCAGAUUCAUCUAGCAGUAUAUUAUCACGAAAUGGGUCUUGGAGAUCAGCAUCAAGUGGCUCUCGGAACUUCAGACCUCCUUAUUCGUUUACAGCUAACGAAGACCAAGUUGAUUCCGUACUCUACGAUAACGAAAAUGUUCAGAUAUCUAUGGUUUAACUUCCCUAAAUUCUAUAUAGAAAAUGUUCAUCUACGGUUUUACUUCACAAAAAUGAAUGGGCAAAUCUAGUAAGCUGAUAACAUCCUAUUAUAAAAAACAAGGUUUAACUCGUUCUGUGAACUGUUAUCACUAUAGUAUUUGAUUCUACAUACCGAAAAAAGCGAACAAAAAAAAAAUCAAAUUUGUAAAUAUAUUCAAAUGCUAAAAAAUGUAUAAACUUUUACGCGUGGGGCUGGCAAUCUGCUUGUUUAAAUAUGACUUUUUUAAAAAAAUUAAAUCUAUGAAACAAUUUUUUUAACGGUGGUCUUUACCUGGUUUGACUCCUUUCGAUUCACAAAUAUCUUUCUGAACAAUUUUUAUUAAAAUAAAUCCACUGCUUCGCUAAAACCUUCUGUAUGCAAGGCAAUUAAACAAAUAAGACUGUAUUACAACUUCUUAAUAUUAUUGUUAUCGUUUUUAUACUAUUUAUUUAUCAGGUGUGGAGCAAUUAUCAGGUGUGGAGAAGUUAGCUUUUAUGAUAAUAAAUUAAAAGAAUUUUUUUUCUCUCCUCUAAUUAGUUCGAAAAGAAAUUUUUUAUUUUAUGUAUAAUAUGUUUUAUCUAUUGGAGUUGGAGAUCUAAUGUCAACUCGGCAAAUAUAUUUUUGUACAGUUAAA
Hydra vulgaris (swiftwater hydra) is the source of this 4692-nucleotide messenger RNA. Its product is annotated as rap guanine nucleotide exchange factor 6. Gene Ontology annotation, biological process: Ras protein signal transduction; positive regulation of GTPase activity. Lineage: Eukaryota; Metazoa; Cnidaria; Hydrozoa; Anthoathecata; Hydridae. The record is from RefSeq and is a predicted model, not a curated record. Gene Ontology annotation, cellular component: plasma membrane; apical plasma membrane. Gene Ontology annotation, molecular function: protein binding; guanyl-nucleotide exchange factor activity.